Messenger RNA from Metschnikowia bicuspidata var. bicuspidata NRRL YB-4993, 1716 nucleotides. RefSeq names its product RNA-dependent ATPase (gene CHR1). The record is from RefSeq and is a predicted model, not a curated record. NCBI's taxonomy places the organism in Eukaryota, Fungi, Ascomycota, Pichiomycetes, Serinales, Metschnikowiaceae. Gene Ontology annotation, molecular function: ATP binding; nucleic acid binding; RNA helicase activity. Gene Ontology annotation, cellular component: 90S preribosome. The transcript has 2 exons. Gene Ontology annotation, biological process: maturation of SSU-rRNA. The coding region runs from base 1 to 1716 and encodes 571 amino acids.
AUGGACAUUUUCCGGAUUCUCUCGCGCGGCGCGGCCGUCAAGAACAGCAAGCAGGCGGCCGCGGAUUUUUCGCAGCCGCAGCCGCUGCACCCCACGCUCCGUUCUCUCGAGGAGGAGGUGGAUAAGGAAACGGACUUUUUCCGCACGGGCCGAGGCGGGGCCAGGCCGGAGGGGGACAGAAAGCAAGACACAGACGCAGACACAGACGCAGACACAGACGCAGACACAAACACAGAAACAAACGCAGAAACAAACACAGACACAAACACAGAAACAAACGCAGAAACAAACACAGACACAAACGCAGACACCCCCCUGGCCAUCACCAGCGAGGCCGCGGCGCGCGCGUUCCGGCGCCGGUGCGGCAGCAAGGUGUCCGGCGGCGACGUGCCGCUCCCCAUCGCGUCGUUCCAGGACCUCGAGGCGCGCUUCGGCUUGCACCGGCGGCUCCGGGCCAACCUCGUGGCGGGCGGCUUCGCCGAGCCCACGCCCAUCCAGUGCGAGGCCAUGCCCUGCAGCCUCGUGCGCCGCGACGUGGUGGCCUGCGCGCCCACCGGGUCCGGCAAGACGCUUGCGUUCUUGGUGCCCAUGGUGCAGGCGCUCGCCCAGGCGCCGGCCGCCAAGAACCCCGGGGUGCGGGGCCUCGUGCUCGCGCCCACCAACGAGUUGGCGCAGCAGAUCCACGCGCAGCUCCAGCAGCUCACGCGCGGGCUCGGGCACGUGGCCACGGCCGUGUUGACGCGGCAGGUGGCCGCGCAGCUCGUGCUGGGCCGCGUGCGCGGCGACAGGUACACGGUCCUCGUGAGCACGCCGUUGCGGCUCCUCGACAUGGUGCGCGGCGGGCACGUGGCGCUCGCGGGCGUGGAGGAGCUUGUCAUUGACGAGGCGGACCGCAUGUUCGAGCGUGGGUUCGUGGAGCAGACGGACGGCGUGGUGGCCGCGUGCACGCACGCGCGGUUGCGGCGGCUGGUGUUCUCGGCCACGAUGCCGGCGGGCGUGGAGGCGUUGGCGCAGUCCAUGAUGUGCGACCCGGUGCGCAUCGUGGUGGGCCACAAGGAGGCCGCGUGCGCCAGCAUCGACCAGCGCUUGGUGUUCACGGGCAGCGAGGACGGCAAGCUCGUGGCCGUGCGCCAGAUGCUCCAGCAGGGCGAGGUCAAGCCGCCGGUGCUCGUGUUCGUGCAGUCCAUCGUGCGUGCCAAGGCCUUGUUCCACGAGUUGUUGUACGACCGCUUGAACGUGGACGUGGUCCACGCGGAGCGCACGCCGGCCCAGCGCGCGGACGCCAUCCGCCGCUUCAAGGCCGGCGACGUGUGGGUGCUCAUCACCACGGACGUGCUUGCGCGCGGCGUGGACUUCAAGGGCGUGAACCUCGUGCUCAACUACGACGUGCCGCCGUCCGCGCAGGCGUACGUGCACCGCAUCGGCCGCACGGGGCGGGCGGGCCAGCCGGGCCGCGCCGUGACCUUCUUCACCAAGGCCGAUAGCUUGGCCGUGCGCCCGGUGCUCAACGUCAUGAAGCAGUCGGGCUCGCGCGGCUACGCCGCGUGGAUGGACGACAUGUCCAACUUGUCCUAUGCCGAGCGCAAGGACGUGCAGCGCCGCCCGGUGGCCCGCCAGCAGAUCAGCACGGUCCCGGCCGUGGUGCGCCACAAGCGCCGCCAGCGGCACGAGAUGAUUGCCGCGUCCAAGCGCCGGAAGGAGUGCGGCGGCGAGUGA